Molecule: messenger RNA, 2112 nt
Organism: Perognathus longimembris pacificus (Pacific pocket mouse)
Lineage: Eukaryota; Metazoa; Chordata; Mammalia; Rodentia; Heteromyidae
Gene: Larp7
Product: La ribonucleoprotein 7, transcriptional regulator
Exons: 13
Coding region: 165-1880 (571 amino acids)
Biological process (GO): RNA processing
Cellular component (GO): nucleus
Molecular function (GO): mRNA binding
Source: RefSeq, a predicted model, not a curated record
UGCCACAGGACGCUAGGCAUUCCAGUGCGUCUUCUGCCAGGGGGACGCGAAAACGGUGUCGCUCUUCGUAUGACGCGAAAUAACCACGACCGUGAGGCUCGGAGAACAGAAAAGUGCCGGAGGAAACAGGCUCUGAACCUGUAUUUGCGGGAAUUGGACGAAGAAUGGAAAGUGAAAAACUAGAAAGUACUGAAAAGAAAAAAGAAGUAGAAAAGAAGAAACGCUCUCGAGUUAAACAGGUGCUUGCAGACAUUGCUAAGCAAGUGGACUUCUGGUUUGGAGAUGCAAACCUUCACAAGGACAGAUUUCUUCGAGAGCAGAUAGAAAAAUCUAGAGAUGGAUUUGUUGAUAUAUCACUUCUGGUAUCCUUUAACAAAAUGAAAAAAUUGACCACUGAUGGGAAGUUAAUUGCCAGAGCAUUGAAAGGCUCAACUGUUGUAGAGCUGGAUUUAGAGGGCACCAGAAUUAGGAGAAAAAAACCGCUGGGUGAAAGACCAAAGGAUGAGGAUGAACGCACAGUAUAUGUGGAAUUACUUCCCAAAAAUGUUAAUCACAGCUGGAUUGAAAGGGUAUUUGGGAAAUGUGGCAAUGUUGUUUACAUAAGUAUACCACAUUAUAAGUCUACUGGAGAUCCAAAAGGAUUUGCCUUUGUUGAGUUUGAAACAAAGGAGCAGGCAGCCAAAGCUAUUGAGUUCCUUAACAACCCACCAGAAGAAGCACCAAGGAAACCUGGCAUAUUUCCCAAAACCGUAAAAAAUAAACCCAUUCCAGCCUUAAGAGUAGCUGAAGAGAAGAAAAAGAAAAAAAAGAAAAAAGGCCGGAUAAAGAAGGAAGACAGUACACAGACUAAAGAUUUAAACAUAGACACAACAAGCAGCUCGAGCCUCUGUAAGAUAAAAAGAUCACGAACUGCAUCUGAGGGCUCUGAUGCAGAGACACCGGAGCCCCAAAAGCAGCCUGCAAAGAAAAAGAAAAAACGAGAUCGAGAUCGGAGUGAAAGCCUAGCAGAAGGUAGAGCAGGGAAAAGGAAAAGAAGCAGCUCUGGAGAUGCAGAAUCUCUAGCGCCAAGAUCAAAAGUUAAGAAAAUUACCCAGAAAAGCAUUAAAAAGGAAGUUUCUGACAUUUCCAAAGAAAACAGAGACCUAGAAUUUUCUACAGAAGAGGAAAAAGACAUUGGAGAUAUUAAAGAUGGUUCCCUGUUGAAAACUAAAAGGAAGCACAAGAAAAAACAUAAGGAGAGACAUAAAAUGGGCGAAGAGGUUAUCCCCUUGAGAGUACUAUCAAAGAUUGAAUGGAUGGAUUUGAAAAAAGAGUAUUUAGCACUACAAAAAGCCAGCAUGGCUUCUUUAAAAAAAACAAUAUCUCAAAUAAAAUUGGAAUCAGAAAUGGAAACCGACAGUGGUUUACCUAAUAAGCCUGAAGUGAAAAUUGCAAAAGCCAACAGUACUGAAUGUCGCCCAGUGGAGAACACGGGACCACAGUUUGUGAGUGGGGUGAUUGUGAAAAUCAUUAGCACUGAGCCUCUGCCCGGGAGAAAACAAAUCCGGGAUACCUUGGCCACCAUCUCAGAAGUUGUUUAUGUUGAUUUGCUAGAAGGAGAUACAGAAUGCCAUGCCAGAUUUAAAACCCCAGAGGAUGCUCAAGCAGUAAUGAAUGCACAUACUGAAAUUAAAAAGAAGCAUAACUGGAAGCUUGAAGUCCUUUCUGGUGAUCAUGAACAGAGGUAUUGGCAGAAGAUUUUGGUAGAUAGACAAGCCAAACUUAAUCAGCCUCGGGAAAAGAAAAGAGGCACUGAGAAGUUAAUCACCAAGGCUGAAAAGAUUAGACUAGCAAAAACUCAACAAGCAAGUAAACAUAUUCGGUUUUCUGAAUAUGACUGAAGAGAAUUAUACUUCACCUGUUCAUUUCACCAGAUACUUGAAUGAUUCUUAGGAAAUUCGUUUUAUUAGCACAACAUGCUACAUGUUUUUCUAAAACAUUCAGAAGAGUCCCUCAACGUGUAAGAUUUUUGACAAGUACAUUGCAAACCACAAUUUUUUUUGCCAAAUAUUUUAUUUGAAGUAUGUACGGCAACCUCAAUUGAUUUCAUAAAUAAAUGUGUUUUGAACAUUA